UUUUGACAGCUUAACCUCAAUUUGUAUCAACUUAACCUUGUGUUUACAAAUUGUUAUUGCUUAGAUUAAUUAAAAAUGGGUGAAGAAGAACCACAAAACAACGAACAUAAGAAAAGACAACGUAAGAAAAGGAAGAAUUUCAUCUCCAACGCCAAGAAAUACGCUAAGAAAGGACAAUUAGGUCGCGGAACAAAAAUUCCCGAAGAAUUGUACCAAUAUUUUGUUGGUAUCUUAGAUGUUAUAAAACAAGGCGUGCAAGACCCAGAUGAGAGAGAAGCGUUAGUCAAAAAUGUACUAGAGCGGACAAAAGAUGAAGAAAUAAAUGUUGUUGGCAAUCAACUAGGAUGCCGUCUCGUAGAACUGCUGCUUCCCUAUGCGUCAGCUGAAGACCUUGAAAGAUUCUUCGAUGUGCUAUCACCAGAGCUACGAAAACUCUGUUCUGAUAACUUCUCCAGUCACGUUGUUGAAACUCUGUUACGUGUCUCAUGUGUACGAGCCACUGAACACUUGCAAAUAGACGAUGAACCAGUUGCUAAGAAGCAAAAAACAGAAGAGAAAUACACAGAAGAACAUGUCACAGCAUGCCGCGAAUUCACUUUGAAGAUAUGUAAAUAUGCAUUGAAUAAUCUGGAAGAUUUCGUCUGGGAUCAAUAUGCAAAUCACAUUUUACGGAGUGCAUUGAAAUGUCUCAGUGGUAUAACUCUGCUGCCAGGUGAAAAACCUAAAGUGAACCUAUUUAAAGAGACCGUACAAGAUAAGAAAGGCAUUCCACCACAUUUGACUGAAAUGACAUAUAAAAUUGUACCAGAUGAUUUCAAAGAGAUCGUCACAGAAUUUGCGAAUAGAUUGUCAUCGUGGCCUCAGUUUAAAGAUAUGCCUUACCAGAAUUUAACGUCUGGGCUAUUGCAAGUGUUAUUAUAUGCGGCCAAAAACGUAGAUAAGAAGUUAACUAAGUCCUUAGUUGGUAAGUUGCUGGAUGAAAGCUUUGCACCAGACGGAUGGGCGGGGGAUGGUGCAGAUGAAAAGAAAGAAGAUAAAAAGGAAGAUGGUGCAGAGGCCAGUCCGUUGCCACCCGUUUUUGAAUCUGAAUCUGCUGUCAGGCUUUUGGAAGCGGCUCUGUUUGUGGUCAAGAAAAAGACAUACACACAAAUAUAUGCGCGCUGUUUCAUCAACCGUCUGGGCCAGCUGGCUGCGAUGCCAAUGCUCAACUUUACCGUCCAACGGCUGAUAGACAACUGUCACAUAAAGGAAGAGUUUGAACCAAUGUUCGACGAGCUAUCGGAUAAAUUCGACGCGCUUUUAGCGUGUGGCAACACCGGCGUGCUGGUUGCCCUCGCUAAGGGCUGCUUGAGGAUUAAAGCGAGACAGACUCAGUUCUUGCAGAAUUUAGAGAAAGCCCUUAAUUGCUCAGAUGGUGAGAAUCAAAAGCACUUUGCGAUACAAUGCUUACGCCUGGCGCCGCUCGGGGGCAACAUAGAGGUGGCCACUCAAGGAUUCUUCAUACACAUACACGGUUCCGUUAUAUUGCAGACUCUGCUUGAUUUUCAGCGACCUACGAAACCGGUGCAAAGCCUGCUCGAGUUGCAGACGGAGAGUCUUCUGUACAUAUUCAGUGAGGCCAAAGGCUGCCACGUGGCGGAUGCGUUUUGUAAGGGACAGUUUGUUGGUGUAAAAGCGAGGGAUAAACUUAUAUGGAAGCUGAAGGGCUGCUACCAAACGCUAGCGAUGUCGCAGUACGGUUCCCGCGCUUUCGAUAAAAUAUACGAAGCGGCAUCCGAUGAGCAAAAAAUUAAAAUAAUGGCGGAAUUAAGUGAAAAAUGUAAUCUUCUAAACAGCACUGCUUGUGGACGAUUGAUUGCGGCCAAGUUGGACGUCGCCGCGUUUAAACUAUCUCAGAAGAAAUGGGAGCAGAGCCAUUUGAAAAGUGAUAAUAAAUGUGAAUAAAUGU
This is a messenger RNA of Zerene cesonia (dogface butterfly), 1948 nucleotides long. Its product is annotated as nucleolar protein 9. Gene Ontology annotation, biological process: endonucleolytic cleavage to generate mature 5'-end of SSU-rRNA from (SSU-rRNA, 5.8S rRNA, LSU-rRNA); endonucleolytic cleavage in ITS1 to separate SSU-rRNA from 5.8S rRNA and LSU-rRNA from tricistronic rRNA transcript (SSU-rRNA, 5.8S rRNA, LSU-rRNA); endonucleolytic cleavage in 5'-ETS of tricistronic rRNA transcript (SSU-rRNA, 5.8S rRNA, LSU-rRNA). Bases 76 to 1944 code for a protein of 622 amino acids. Gene Ontology annotation, molecular function: RNA binding. The transcript is spliced from 7 exons. Gene Ontology annotation, cellular component: nucleolus; 90S preribosome; preribosome, small subunit precursor. The record is from RefSeq and is a predicted model, not a curated record. NCBI's taxonomy places the organism in Eukaryota, Metazoa, Arthropoda, Insecta, Lepidoptera, Pieridae.